AUGCGGCAUCAUUAUUUGAAUGGUUCUUUGUUAUCCAAUCUGUCACAUUUUUUUGCAGCUAUAUUGUGUUCUUUAAAAAUUUACAUCAGUCUGGAGGUGACCCUUUCGUCAAGUUCAUGGCGUGUGGAAGGUACAAGUCUUGUGCGCUACAAUGAGGCUGUGGUUGGUACAAGUCUUGUGCGCUACAAUGAGGCUGUGGUUGGUACAAGUCUUGUGUUCUACAAUGAGGCUGUGGUUGGUACAAGUCUUGUGCGCUACAAUGAGGCUGUGGUUGGUACAAGUACACAUGAGGCUGUGGUUGGUACAAGUCUUGUGCGCUACAAUGAGGCUGUGGUUGGUACAAGUCUUGUGCACUACAAUGAGGCUGUGGUUGGUACAAGUCUUGUGCGCUACAAUGAGGCUGUGGAUGGUACAAGUCUUGUGCGCUACAAUGAGGCUGUGGUUGGUACAAGUCUUGUGCGCUACAAUGAGGCUGUGGUUGGUACAAGUCUUGUGCGCUACAAUGAGGCUGUGGUUGGUACAAGUCUUGUGCUCUACAAUGAGGCUGUGGUUGGUACAAGUCUUGUGCGCUACAAUGAGGCUAUGGAUGGUGCAAGUCUUGUGCGCUACAAUGAGGCUGUGGUUGGUACAAGUCUUGUGUUCUACAAUGAGGCUGUGGAUGGUACAAGUCUUGUGCGCUACAAUGAGGCUGUGGUUGGUACUAGUUUUGUGCGCUACAAUGAGACUGUGGAUGGUGCAAGUCUUGUGCGCUACAAUGAGGCUGUGGUUGGUACAAGUCUUGUGUUCUACAAUGAGGCUGUGGAUGGUACAAGUCUUGUGCGCUACAAUGAGGCUGUGGUUGGUACUAGUUUUGUGCGCUACAAUGAGACUGUGGUUGGUACAAGUCUUGUGCGCUACAAUGAGGCUGUGGUUGGUACAAGUCAUGUACUCUACAAUGAGGCUGUGGAUGGUACAAGUCUUGUGCGCUACAAUGAGGCUGUGGUUGAUACAAGUCUUGUGCGCCACAAUGAGGCUGUGGUUGGUACAAGUCUUGUACCCUACAAUGAGGCUGUGGUUGGUACAAGUCUUGUGCUAUACAAUGAGGCUGUGGUUGGUACAAGUCUUGUGCGCUACAUUGAAGCUGAUUGGUACAAGUCUUGUGCGCUACAAUGA
Procambarus clarkii (red swamp crayfish) is the source of this 1152-nucleotide messenger RNA. NCBI's taxonomy places the organism in Eukaryota, Metazoa, Arthropoda, Malacostraca, Decapoda, Cambaridae. The record is from RefSeq and is a predicted model, not a curated record.